UACAUCAUUAACCUUGGCAUAUUGGUGUAUUCUAGUGCAACCCUGAACCGGGUGACCCUGACUUACCUUUCUGCUCGGUUCUAACUCCAUUUGGGUCGUUAGUCAUGUGGUAUGAAAUACUGCCUGGCUUAGCCAUCAUGACCGCCUGCAUGUCGAUUCCAGGCAUCAGUACAAUGUUAAUUCACAGAGUCACCAACGGAGGCAAGGAGAAGAGAGUUGCACGUUUUCCAUAUCAGUGGACUCUUAUGGAGAGAGAUAAGAGAGUGUCCGGGGUACAGCUUUAUUACAAAUCAAAGGGUUUGGAAAGCAUUGAAUGAAAUACCAGCUGAAUAGUGAAGAAACUUUGAAAAGCCACCUAUAAAUGUUUCUUUUGAUUGUAUUUAAUAAAAAGAUCUAUGUAUAUAA
Messenger RNA from Bombina bombina (fire-bellied toad), 405 nucleotides. RefSeq names its product NADH:ubiquinone oxidoreductase subunit A1 (gene NDUFA1). The transcript is spliced from 3 exons. The record is from RefSeq and is a predicted model, not a curated record. The coding region runs from base 105 to 317 and encodes 70 amino acids. NCBI's taxonomy places the organism in Eukaryota, Metazoa, Chordata, Amphibia, Anura, Bombinatoridae.